This is a messenger RNA of Lepus europaeus (European hare), 5240 nucleotides long. RefSeq names its product paxillin (gene PXN). The transcript is spliced from 15 exons. The record is from RefSeq and is a predicted model, not a curated record. Gene Ontology annotation, biological process: substrate adhesion-dependent cell spreading; endothelial cell migration; transforming growth factor beta receptor signaling pathway. The coding region runs from base 99 to 3317 and encodes 1072 amino acids. NCBI's taxonomy places the organism in Eukaryota, Metazoa, Chordata, Mammalia, Lagomorpha, Leporidae.
CGAGGCUCGCGGCGGAAAAGUUGCGGGGCGGUGAGGAGCGGCCGCGGGACGGACUGCGAGCGCGACGCCAAGCCGGCUCCGGGCGCUGCGGCCCAGCCAUGGACGACCUCGACGCCCUGCUAGCAGACCUGGAGUCCACCACCUCCCACAUCUCCAAACGGCCUGUGUUCCUGUCCGAGGAGCCCCCUUACUCCUACCCAACUGGAAACCAUACCUACCAGGAGAUUGCUGUGCCGCCCCCUGUCCCCCCACCCCCGUCCAGCGAGGCCCUCAAUGGCGCAGUCCUUGACCCCUUAGACCAGUGGCAGCCCAGCGGCUCCCGAUUCAUCCACCAGCAGCCGCCAUCCCCAUCGCCCGUGUACGGCUCCAGUGCCAAAACUUCUGGUGCCUCCAACCCCCAGGACGGCGUUGGUUCCCCGUGUUCCCGAGUAGGUGAAGAGGAACACGUCUACAGCUUCCCCAACAAGCAGAAGUCGGCUGAGCCUUCACCCACUGUGAUGAGCUCCUCCUUGGGCAGCAACCUUUCUGAACUUGACCGCUUGCUGCUGGAACUGAACGCUGUGCAGCAUAACCCCCCAGGCUUUCCUGCAGAUGAGACCAACUCCAGCCCUCCAUUGCCCGGGGCCCUGAGUCCCCACUAUGGCAUCCCGGAGAACAACAGCCCUCUGGGGGGCAAAGCCGGGCCGAUGACAAAGGAAAAACCUAAACGGAAUGGGAGCCGGGGCCUGGAGGAUGUGAGGCCCAGUGUGGAGAGCCUCUUGGACGAACUGGAGAGCUCCGUGCCCAGCCCCGUCCCUGCCAUCACUGUGAACCAGGGGGAGAUGAGCAGCCCGCAGCGAGUCACGUCCAGCCAGCAGCAGACACGCAUCUCGGCCUCCUCUGCCACCAGGGAGCUGGACGAGCUGAUGGCCUCCUUGUCGGAUUUUAAGACCAGCUCCUCCACUGUGGCCCUGAGCUCCCUGGGGCCCAGCUCAGCUCCGUCCUCACACCACACCCUUCCCCCUACUCCUUCUCCUCCUCCGGUGCCAUCUGCUGCCAGAUCCUCCUUCCCAGGCCAGGGCCACACCCAGGAGGUCCUCUGCACUGAGCAACACGGUCGGGGCCACCUGCCUCCUGGGGCUCCCAGCUGGCUUGAUUUGGCUGGCCUUGGGGUAACUCCUGAUUCCCCCAACUCAAGGUCUCCCUCUGCAGAGGGAUCUCUGGGGCCAUUUGGUGCUGAGAACCAAGUUCAAGUCAGGAGGGACCUGUUGAAACCCACACAUGAGCUCUGUGUGGCUCUGCCCUGCCACACUCCACCCACUGCUAGGAGUACAGGUUCCCUGGAGUCUGGAGACCCCCAGGGGCCACUGGUUAACCCUGUAUGUCCAGAGAAGGCCACGGAUGCCACUUGGGCGUGGCCAUGGGCUUUGGAGAUGUCCAGGCCCAAGACCACCCGCGGAGCUGCUUGCAGCUUCCAGGCAGUGACUGAGCCAGCCGUUGUGGCCGUGGACCGACAGGCCGUCUUCCCAGACACCUGGAGUCUCACAGAGGAGUGUGGCCAACAGAAGCAGAGGGUGAGGACACAACCCAGGGGGCUGGGGAGCAGCUGCCCUCCCCCGGUUGACGAGGAGCAGUUGGGUGGCAAGGUGCCCAAGUGGGUAAGCCUGGUUGGGCCAUCCCAGGAACCAGAGACCCCAAGGAUCCCAAAGGGCACCACUGGAGAGACUGCUGAGGCCAGCAAGGAUCAAUCGGAGCUUCCACACGCCACGGUCCUGGGCACACCCAGCGCCACGGAGAGGAUUUCCACCUCUGGCCAGAUCCGUUCUGUGAUCAGGAGGAGCCGGGAGACAGGCCACGCACACCCCAUGUCCCGGGAGCCUUCCCCUCGCCGCCGGCUGGACCCCGCGACCCUGAGCAGGACCCCAUCCCAGGAGCGUCUCAUCGCAGAGCUGCAGGGUCGGCUGGGCAUCCAGCCGGAGGCAGAGGAGGCAGCAGGGGCCCCCGCCCAGGACUGGCUGACUGAGGGCAUCGUCAUCACCGUGCAGCCGCGCGGGAGGCAGGCUGGGGGGCAGCUUGUAGAGAAGGUUGUCUUCCCUCCCGGCUCUCCCAUCCCCCUGAGAAGAACCACCUCUGUCCUGGCUUCUCCUCCUUCUGUCCCUUUGUACCAGCAUCACCAAGACACCUCGGCCUGCAGCUCUUCUCCCCUGCCCAGCCUGCCUCCUCCUUCCCCUCCGGGGCUCUCCGCCUGUACCUAUGGUUCUCCUGGGGUCCAGAGUGCAAGGGCAGAGCCCCAGGGCGAUGUGCAGGGCCCCAGCCCCCCCACUCCUGCACCUCACAGUGUGAGGUCCGUGGGCUGCCAGACCGAUGAGGACCCGCUCUUCCCCCCGAUGCAGAUCCAAGGCCUGGAACAAAGAGUGGACGGAGAGCUGUGCUGGGCGGCCAGUUGGCCUCCGAACGGCCGGCAGAGCAGUCCGGAAGGGCAAGACGAGGGAGGGUUCAUGGCCCAGGGAAAGACGGGGAGCAGCUCACCCCCUGGGGGGCCCCCAAAGCCCGGGAGCCAGCUGGACAGCAUGCUGGGGAGCCUGCAGUCCGACUUGAACAAGCUGGGCGUUGCCACAGUCGCCAAAGGGGUCUGCGGGGCCUGCAAGAAGCCUAUUGCCGGGCAGGUCGUGACCGCCAUGGGGAAGACGUGGCACCCCGAGCACUUCGUCUGCACUCACUGCCAGGAGGAGAUCGGAUCCCGGAACUUCUUUGAGCGGGAUGGACAGCCCUACUGUGAAAAGGACUAUCACAACCUCUUCUCCCCACGCUGCUACUACUGCAACGGGCCCAUCCUGGAUAAAGUGGUGACAGCCCUUGACCGGACGUGGCACCCUGAGCACUUCUUCUGUGCCCAGUGUGGAGCUUUCUUUGGUCCUGAAGGGUUCCACGAGAAAGACGGCAAGGCCUACUGCCGGAAGGAUUACUUCGACAUGUUCGCGCCCAAGUGCGGCGGCUGCGCCCGGGCCAUCCUGGAGAACUACAUCUCGGCCCUCAACACCCUGUGGCACCCUGAGUGCUUUGUGUGCCGGGAGUGCUUCACCCCGUUUGUCAACGGCAGCUUCUUCGAGCACGACGGGCAGCCGUACUGCGAGGUGCACUACCACGAGCGGCGCGGCUCGCUGUGCUCCGGCUGCCAGAAGCCCAUCACGGGCCGCUGCAUCACCGCCAUGGCCAAGAAGUUCCACCCCGAGCACUUCGUCUGUGCCUUCUGCCUCAAGCAGCUCAACAAGGGCACCUUCAAGGAGCAGAACGACAAGCCCUACUGUCAGAACUGCUUCCUCAAGCUCUUCUGCUAGGCCCGCCUCGCCACCGCCCCCCAGCCAGCAUCCCCGACGGCUACUGUGACCCAGAGACCUCGCCCGGGGUGGGGGCGAACGACUGGAACUGGAACGCUCAUCCUCACUGGGGCAGGAUGGGAAGAGCCAGGAGGGCGCCUGCCUGCCUCUCCUCGCCCCUGCCGGAACCUCUGGGCCUCCUUCCUCCUCCUGUGGAGCUCCCCAGGCGCCCGCCCUGCACCCCUCCCGGAGGUGGAGGUUGGGGGCCCCUCCUACACCACAUGCCGUCCCCAUGGGCCGGCCUGGCUAGGCCAGCACCCCACACUGGAGCCAUCUCUUACUUGUAUUUUGGUAGUGGAGUUGGGGCAGGGGGUGGCAGGCAAGGUCAGAUGGGGCAUCUCUAUCCUUGUCUGCCCCUCACCCCAACCUGACUAUCCUGGUGAGAGUGUUGGGGGAUCCCCAGCUCUCUCCAGACAAUGCCAGCAUCGAUUCAUCCCUCCAGGGCUGGAAGCGCCCACGGAGCCACGGGAGGUUCCUCAUGUCCUUCCUGCCCUUCCGUCUCCCCAGGCCGGGGUGACCGCCCCCCACCUCCCUGUGCCCUUUUGUAACUGCUCUGGUCCUACUGAGAAAGGCCUGUCCAGCAAUAAUAACAUUUUAUAGCCACUCCCUCUGUCCUGGGACGGCCGGCGUGAGGUGGGAGCACCGCCAGUCCUGGACACUGUAUCUGCCGACUUUGAUAGAUUUCUACACUGAGGUUUGAAUUCUUAAUCUCCCGAGUUGCUUUUACUUCUCUAUACAAAAUGAUUUUGAAGAGAUUUUAAAGAUGUUCCCUUUUGUAGUCUCCCCCUUGUCCACCGCCACUGGGCCCGUCGGCGCCGGGGCUCUGGAUUGGGAGUUUGCUUUGUACUGAGGGCUUGGGGUGGGGAAGCAGUUUGUAUUUUAUUUUUUCUUAGCACAAGCAGGUGAACUUGGGAGCAGCUCUGCACCUCCCCUUCUUUGCCUUCACAGCUCACCAGGACUGUUUUAUAAACUGCUGUAUUUUGAAACCCUUUCUUUAACUGCCCGGGUCAGUGAGCUCUUCGCUAGAGCUGGCCUCAGGGUGCCUGGCCCUUUGGGACCUGAACUUUUGAACCUCAUCUGUCCUAUUCCUGGGGGAGCACCCUGGUGGGCUGCUCCCUGUGCGAGUAAGCCGCGAGGAGCAUCCGCUCCCCAAUGGACGCUGUGGCCGCAAGGAGAACCCCCAGCAGUCCUUCCCGGCCCCCUCACCGCCUCUGGGCUCUUGUGCGUCCUCAGCAGAGCUGGAGUCUGAUUUUGACUUUAAAGAUCACACGGCUCUCUUGGGUCUUGGUUCCACUGGGGCUUUUCUUCCUCAAACGUCCUGCCCUCCCUGGAGUCUGGGUAGGGGUUUCUCCCCUUUUACAGGUGAGGCCGGCUCUCAGGCGGUCGGUCUGAGGAGGUGGUCCCAGGUUGUUGCACGGGGGCCUGAUGGGAUUUGGGGCAGAGGGAAAAGACCCCACUGGAGGCUCAGAAAGCCCCCAGAGCUGUCCUUCCCACAGCUGAGCAGGAGCAGCCAGGCCCAGGCUUCUUGGUCAAAGCAAAGAGGGUCUACAGUGGGGAAGAUGCAGACCGAACCAUGAGUCUCGAGCAGAGGCUGAGUGCAUAGGGGUCUCGGGAGACACUGCCUCCUUUGUGGCCGAGGUGUGGGGAGGUGAGCUUGGUUCCCCCAAAGGUCGCCUGUCUCCACUUCCACCCACGGGCCUUACGCUCUGUUUACAGUGACCCGCCCUGGGCCCUUCCCGAGAGGGGCUUCUGCGCUCUGUCCCCCAAGUCAAUGGUUACCUGAUGAUUCGACUUCAAUCUUUUUAUCCUGUGUAAACCUCUAAUCUGGCUUUUCCCAUUUCAAUUAUUGUGAUGUAUGCCAAUAAAGUUUGCCAUUAUUUUCAA